UUCUUUUUUUUUAUUAUUAUUAUUAUGUCCAUUAGAAAGAAGCAACCUAUCGAGUCUGAAUCGGAAGAAGAAGACUAUGGCUACGACUAUGAUAGUCAAGAAGAACAAGUAAAGUUGAUCAAGUCUUUUUUCUUUAAAAAAAAACAACCAUUAUUCAUUUAUUUUAGGAAGAUCCAUCCGAAGAAGAUCUUGAUGCAUCAGAACAAGAGGAUCUCGAGGAAUCAGAACUCGAAGAUGAAGAAGAAGACAAAGCAGCUCAAAUGGCAAAAAUCAAACGAGAUCUUGCUCAUGUCUCAUUUGAACAGUUGACUGAAAUCAAGGGCAAAAUGGAGCCUAACCAUGAAAAGAAAAAGAUAUCCAAAGCUCAAAUUCUUCAAGAUCUGAAGGGUGCAGCUAGUAAAAUAAAGAAACCUAAAUCUAAAUUAUCAAAAGAAGAAAUGAAGCGUGAAAAUAAGCAUAGACCUAUGGAAAUAUCAUCAAAGCGUGCUGUGGGUCGCUUUAGAGAAGUAGUGCCAAUCCAAGCAGAGAAACGACGUGAUCCUCGUUUUGAUAAAUUAUCAGGUCAAUUAAAUCAGGAUUUAUUUGAAAAAUCCUAUGGUUUCUUGAAUGAUUAUAAAAAAUCAGAAAUGGACAUGUUAAAACAACGUUUAAAGAAAGAAAAGGAUCCUGAAGAGCAAGAAAAACUAAAGGCAUUGCUGACUAAAAUGGUUUCGAAAGAAAAACAAGAACAAGAAAAGAAAAGAAAACAAGCCUUGUUGCGUGAAAGAAAGAAGCAGGAAGCAGAAUUGGUCAAACAAGGCAAGACGCCUUAUUUCCUUAAGCGAUCUGAAAAACGCAAAUUGGACCUCAUGGAUAGAUACGAGAAAUUGGGUGCUAAAAGCGUGGAUCGUAUUCUUGAGAAACGCCGUAAGAAGAACCAAGCCAAAGACAGAAAGCAUUUGCCGUUCAAGCGGAGAUCAGCAGACUAACAAUGUAUUUGGUUUAUUGUUAGAGACAAAGAAGCAUCAAACCUCAUUCAAUUUGAAUGGAUAUCUUGUGAAUAAAGAGAAAUACUUUAGUUAUUUUAGUAUGAUAUUCAAUCGACG
Molecule: messenger RNA, 1085 nt
Organism: Gilbertella persicaria
Lineage: Eukaryota; Fungi; Mucoromycota; Mucoromycetes; Mucorales; Choanephoraceae
Exons: 6
Coding region: 261-968 (235 amino acids)
Biological process (GO): maturation of SSU-rRNA from tricistronic rRNA transcript (SSU-rRNA, 5.8S rRNA, LSU-rRNA)
Cellular component (GO): 90S preribosome; nucleolus
Source: RefSeq, a predicted model, not a curated record